AUAUCGUAAACUUAUUAUGUUUAAAAAAUUGAUAGACACAUAUAUUAUAAUAUAUACCAAUUUAGAAUUGAAAACAAAAUAUUUAUAUAAAAAUAAAUAAAAACAAAAACAUGCGCGGUUGCGCAGGUCAAGAUCUAGUUACAGAUGAAAAUCGAAGUUUGUAUAUAUUCUUCAUUAAUACAAGAGAAUAAUCAAUUUAAGGACUACCAUUUAACACAAAAAGUUUUAUGUUGCUCCCAUAUUAUUUAUCUAUGCUACUUGUGAAAAAAAAUUGAUGAUGAAAGAGAUGAUAGUCAUAGAGAUUAAAGGUUGUAAUAUCAGAAGAUAAACCAUGUGAGGCCUGAUACAAAAUCCUUGUCAACAAGUUUCUGGCGGGAUCACUCUCUCUUUUCAUUUUCAAACAGGCAAUGCCUGAGAUUUGACUCGCUAGUAAUGUUCUUGGGCCUGUUGUUCCUUACCUGCCAAGAAAGAGAAAAAACAAAAACAAAACCAUUGCCAGUAUUCAGAUCAUGCAAUCUACAGUAGUCAAAGCACAUUUAACAUGUAUACCAGCUGUUUCUAUUUGUUUUCCAAAGUAAUGAUAGCAGUUUUUAACAGAAGUUCAAGCUGUGGAUUUGUGAGGAUUAUCUAUAGCUUAUUAAUUAGAGCAUCUACAACACAUCUUAUUUGUCUUUCUAUAAUCCUAUUUAUAAACUAAAAUACCAUAUAUAGCAAUAUAGAUGCGUAUAUAUAAUCUAGACCACAAAAAGAAGUACAUCAUCAGUAUCCUAAAAAUAAAUAUGAAAAAUCUCUCAAUCUUUCUAUGUGUGGUUAGCUUCUGCAUGAUUAGCCAUGUAUACGGCAGCAUCAGGAUUUCAAACGAACUCAAAUUCAAGAAAAAGCUCUCUAUAAGCUGUUACUCCAAAGACAACCGAAUGAAGACAGAGAUGAUAGAACCAGGAGCACGAUAUGAAAAAUACUUCAACACCAACAUUUUCGGGACAACGCGUUUCAUGUGUACGUUGAGACAAGGGCCUAAUUAUAGACACACUCAGAGCUUUACAGCAUUCAAACAGGUAAGUCCCAGUGAUAAUGGAGCCUUGUGGGACUGGAGAGCCAGAGAAAACGGUAUCUAUUUAAAAGUGUGGGCGGGCAAACAUGAGCAAGGCGGGGCCUAUAUGCAUAAAGCGUUUGAUUGGAUUUACUAGUUGAAGAGACAAGCUUAUACACUUU
This is a messenger RNA of Brassica napus (rape), 1212 nucleotides long. Its product is annotated as S-protein homolog 17-like. Bases 720 to 1187 code for a protein of 155 amino acids. The record is from RefSeq and is a predicted model, not a curated record. The transcript has a single exon. Lineage: Eukaryota; Viridiplantae; Streptophyta; Magnoliopsida; Brassicales; Brassicaceae.